AUGGAAAGUGUAAAAAGCCCAAAAAACCGUUGGCUGCCGGACCUCCAUUGCCACCUUAAUGGUCUCUCUCUGCUUUGCAUCAAGUGCCGCAUCCACCCUGGCCGCACCGAUAUUGAUUGGGAUGGUGAGAACCCAACAGCAUUGAGCUCGGAAUGUGGGCAAAGAAUAAUAAUAGAAGGCCUAAUCCCAAUUAUCCCCAAGAAAGAGGAGCUAAAGGAAGAUUUAAUUUAUAUGAAAAAGAUCAAUGACGAUGAUUUGGCCAGUAAGGGAAAACAGCUGCCUCACACAGACAAAGAUGUUGACAUGAAUCUUGAUAUUGACUUGCAAAGCAUAACUUAUUUUACGCUUUCUGAACAAAUCAUCAUUCUCUUGACUGAAGUUCAGUCACAAACGAGUAAUCUACACAAGGGUAAGAUGAUGGAGAUGAACAAGGAUCAGGGUUGUUUUGUGGUAAAACUUGCUUCUUUUGUUUUUGGGGCUGGUUUUGUUUCCACAAUAAUUGUGGGCUUAAGCCCUGCAUUGUCGUAG
Messenger RNA from Dovyalis caffra, 528 nucleotides. The record is from the annotation of a GenBank genome assembly. NCBI's taxonomy places the organism in Eukaryota, Viridiplantae, Streptophyta, Magnoliopsida, Malpighiales, Salicaceae.